Striga hermonthica is the source of this 1449-nucleotide messenger RNA. The record is from the annotation of a GenBank genome assembly. Lineage: Eukaryota; Viridiplantae; Streptophyta; Magnoliopsida; Lamiales; Orobanchaceae.
AUGGAAAGACGUAGAAUUCUACAAAACCUCUUUGGCUAUCAAUCUGAAGAUGAGGAGGUCAACUCAAAAGAUGAAUUUGAUCACCAGGAUAACCUUGUGUUUGAUGGAGGGCUGGAAUCUGAGAUUGAAGGCAAUAGUGGAAGCAAGGGAGAGGCUGAUCUCCCAGGGGGUGCUCCUCAUGGUCUUCCCGAAAGCUCAAGAUUACGAGAUAAUGAAAAGGGCAAGGCGGCAGCUGGGCAUUCGGCUGCGGUAAUCAAUGAAGUUUUUGGAGACUCUGAUGAUGAGAAACUGACUAACGAGGAAGUUGUUGCUGAAGAACCACACGAUGCAACUGAGACCAAAGUGAAAAGAAAGGAACUUGGUCCCUCGGAUGUGUUUGAAAUUCCAUUACGCCGUCCCCCAGCUGCUGCAGAUCAGAUGGCUGCUAUCAGAAUCUCCAACAUAAUUGGUAUUGACCCCAAGCCAUUUGAUCCCAUGACAUAUGUGGAAGAAGAUCUUUAUGUGACCGACGAAUCUGGAACAAAAAGACCCAUUCCCCAUACCAAUGUCAUUCGCUGGAGAGAAGUCAAGAAUCCUAAUGGAAAAACUUCUGUUGAAAGCAAUGCUCGCUUUGUGACUUGGUCAGAUGGGAGUAUGCAGCUGUUCAUUGGUAAUGAGCCUUUUGACAUAUCUGAGCAGGAAGCACAAGACAUCCAGAUGCACCUUUUCCUCAAGCAUGAGAAGGGGAUAUACCAAUCACAGGGUAGAAUCUCAAGAAAGAUGAAGUUUAUGCCUUCGUCUGUAUCUUCUAAUUCCCAUCGUUCCUUGACGGCUAUGGUUGAGUCGAGGAACAAAAAGGUCAGCAAAGUAAAGCAUUAUGUCCCUGAAGUUGACCCUGAGAGGACGGUAGAGCAGUAUGAAAAGGUGGAAAGGCAAGCAACUAAAGCUAGUAAACAGCUUGAGAAGAAGAAGAAGAAAUUGGCUGAGAAGUACAGGCCUAAGGGCCGCAUGGUGCCUCAACUUUCAUCUGGGUUUCUUGAGGAGACUUCUGAUGAGAAAUCUUAUGAACCUCCUGCUACUAUGCAUCAACUUGAUCUGGACCAUGAAUCGGAAGCUAAAGCAGAGAAGCGCAUCAUGAAUGCAAAGAAGUGGACAAAAGAUGCCAAAAAAUCUUCUUCAUCUGGUGCUAAAUUAGCUAGGGGCUCAUCAAACGUCUCUGAAGAAGAAAAGUUUGAGCCAAGACUAAGGAAUAAAGGGAAAGAGGUCAAAGGGUUCUUAUCCCGUGUGAAAGCAGCGGAACUGAAAGGAGAAGAGGAAGAAGAGCUUAAUGACGAUCCAUAUGUUGAUGCUGAGGUACUAAAGCGAAAAGGUAAUAAAUUCAUUGAAUCCGAUGAAGACACGUGGACGCCUCCAAGGAGAACCUCACGCAGACGCCAGCUCACAAUUGCGUACGAUCCUGAUGACGAAUGA